CAUGUGUUUUAUUUAACAUAACCUUAUUCUUCUAAUUUUUCACUUAUUGAGUAUUUUUGCAAGUUUUUGUGCUAAUUUAUAAUAUUUAUAUAGAUAAUAUAGUAAAAAUGGCAGAAGCUAUGCGUCAAAAUAUUGCUGGAAUGCUUAAAAGUAUUGAAAGAUACAAUCCAGAAAAUUUACCUACUUUGGAACAGUAUGUAGAAAUUCAAUCGAGGGAAAAUGCAUAUGACCUCGAGGCUAACUUGGCAGUUCUCAAGUUAUAUCAGCUCAAUCCUCAAAGGUUUAAAGUUGAUAUAACGUGUCAAAUAUUAUUGAAAGCCUUAACGAACCUACCACAUACUGAUUUCGUCCUUUGUAAAUGUCUGCUCAAUGAUAAUAUCAUGCAAGAAGAUCCAAUUAAUCAAGUAAUUUACCUUGGAGAUAUUUUGGAGCAGUGUGACUUUCAACAUUUCUGGAAUAGAGUAAAGUCAAUGUCAGAGCUUUGCAAUAAAAUUGUUGGCUUCCAAGAUUCAAUAAGGAAAUUUGUAUGUCAUGUUGUAGGAAUUACAUUCCAAACAAUUGAUAAAAAUCUUUUAGCUCAAUUACUUGGCAGUGUUGAUGAAUCAACAUUGAAACAUUGGGUUAAAAAGUACGGAUGGCAAGAACAGAGUAAAAAUGUUAUUUUCAUAGCUAAUCAAGAUGAGAACAUAAAAACAAAGAAUAUUACCGAAAAAAUCGAUUUCGAAAAUGUUGCUGGACUUAUGGCUUCUUGUCUUUAAGGAGAAUAAAAAGUUCUUGAUGUUUUAAUAUUUCUAAUUAUUUCUAAAUAAAUAUCUUAAUCACAAAAUUAA
Chelonus insularis is the source of this 830-nucleotide messenger RNA. It is a transcript of the gene eIF3k, whose product is annotated as eukaryotic translation initiation factor 3 subunit k. The record is from RefSeq and is a predicted model, not a curated record. The coding region runs from base 108 to 758 and encodes 216 amino acids. Gene Ontology annotation, cellular component: cytoplasm; eukaryotic translation initiation factor 3 complex. Gene Ontology annotation, biological process: regulation of translational initiation. The transcript has 4 exons. Gene Ontology annotation, molecular function: translation initiation factor activity; ribosome binding. Lineage: Eukaryota; Metazoa; Arthropoda; Insecta; Hymenoptera; Braconidae.